AUGAACAACAACAACUACUACGGUUCCCCGCUGUCUCCUGAGGAGCUUCAGCAUCAAAUGCACCAGCACCACCAGCAGCAACAGCAACAACAACAGCAGCAGCAGCAACAAAAUACCAAUCAACAUCGCAAUGCCGGCAUGAUGAAUACGCCUCCAACUACAAAUCAAGGAAACAACACGAUUCACGCUUCAGAUGUAACCAUGUCAGGAGGAAGCGACUCUCUUGACGAAAUCAUCCAGCAGAACCUCGACGAAAUGCAUCGAAGGCGGAGUGUCCCCCAGCCCUAUGGGGGCCAGAAUAGGAGGUUGUCCAUGUUUGAUUACGCGAACCCCAACGAUGGUUUCUCAGACUAUCAACUCGAUAAUAUGUCAGGAAAUUAUGGGGACAUGACUGGCGGCAUGGGCAUGUCAGGCCACUCGGGCCCGUAUGCAGGGCAGAACAUCAUGGCUAUGUCGGACCACAGCGGUGGAUACUCGCACAUGUCGCCCAAUGUUAUGAGCAACAUGAUGACUUAUUCCAACCUCAACAUGUACCACUCUCCCCCGAUCGAGAACCCCUAUUCUUCGGCCGGACUCGACACUAUUCGCACCGACUUUUCCAUGGACAUGAACAUGGAUAGUGGCUCCGUCAGCGCAGCCAGCGUUCAUCCCACCCCUGGGCUUAAUAAGCAGGACGACGAGAUGAUGACCAUGGAGCAGGGCUUUGGUGGAGGUGACGAUGCCAACGCCUCUCACCAGGCCCAACAAAACAUGGGCGGUUUGACUCCGGCCAUGACUCCGGCCAUGACCCCUGCAAUGACCCCGGGUGUCAGCAACUUCGCACAAGGCAUGGCUACACCAGUCUCACAGGAUGCGGCAAGCACGCCCGCGACAACCUUCCAGUCUCCGUCCUUAUCCGCAACAACACAGACAAUACGAAUUGGGCCGCCGCCACCGCCGAGCGUCACCAAUGCCCCCACCCCAGCGCCAUCUACCUCAACCCCGUCAGGUGGAGGAGCGUCCCAGACAAAGAGCAUUUACUCCAAAAGCGGUUUCGACAUGCUGAGGGCGUUGUGGUAUGUGGCGUCGAGGAAGGACCCAAAGCUCAAGCUCGGUGCCGUGGACAUGUCUUGUGCGUUUGUCGUCUGUGAUGUAACACUCAACGAUUGCCCCAUCAUUUACGUGUCCGAUAACUUCCAGAACCUUACGGGCUAUAGUCGCCAUGAGAUUGUCGGGAGGAACUGCCGCUUCUUGCAGGCCCCCGACGGUAAUGUGGAGGCUGGCACCAAGCGCGAAUUUGUCGAAAACAACGCCGUAUAUACGCUCAAGAAGACCAUCGCGGAGGGCCAGGAGAUUCAGCAGAGUCUGAUCAAUUAUCGGAAGGGCGGCAAGCCUUUCCUCAAUUUGUUGACCAUGAUUCCCAUUCCCUGGGAUACCGAAGAAAUCCGUUAUUUCAUUGGAUUUCAGAUCGAUCUCGUGGAAUGCCCUGAUGCCAUAAUCGGCCAGGAAGGAAAUGGGCCCAUGCAGGUCAACUAUACCCACAGCGAUAUCGGGCAGUACAUCUGGACGCCACCUACCCAGAAGCAACUGGAGCCUGCCGACGGCCAGACUCUGGGCGUUGAUGAUGUUUCGACACUUUUGCAGCAAUGUAAUUCGAAGGGUGUUGCAUCCGACUGGCACAAACAAUCCUGGGAUAAGAUGCUUUUGGAGAAUGCAGACGAUGUUGUCCAUGUGUUGUCGCUCAAGGGUCUCUUCUUAUACCUAUCUCCGGCCUGUAAGAAAGUGUUGGAGUACGAUGCCAGCGACCUCGUUGGGACCUCGCUGUCCUCGAUUUGCCACCCGUCCGACAUCGUGCCGGUGACGAGGGAGUUGAAAGAGGCCCAGCAACACACUCCAGUCAAUAUAGUCUUCAGAAUUCGGAGAAAGAACAGUGGUUAUACCUGGUUUGAAAGUCACGGAACAUUGUUCAACGAACAGGGUAAGGGUCGCAAGUGUAUCAUUCUUGUGGGGAGAAAACGCCCCGUUUUUGCUCUACACAGAAAGGACCUCGAACUCAACGGCGGUAUUGGUGACAGCGAAAUUUGGACCAAGGUCUCGACAUCAGGCAUGUUUCUGUUCGUUUCAUCGAAUGUCCGGUCGCUCCUGGAUUUGCUCCCGGAGAACCUCCAAGGUACCAGCAUGCAAGAUCUCAUGCGCAAGGAAUCCAGAGCCGAGUUUGGGAGGACGAUAGAGAAAGCUAGAAAGGGCAAGAUCGCGAGCUGCAAGCACGAGGUGCAAAACAAGCGUGGCCAGGUGCUCCAGGCCUAUACAACAUUCUACCCCGGAGAUGGUGGUGAGGGUCAAAGGCCAACGUUCUUGUUGGCGCAAACAAAGCUGUUGAAGGCGUCAUCAAGGACACUAGCUCCCGCGACCGUAACGGUCAAGAAUAUGUCUCCGGGCGGUGUCCCUUUGUCGCCAAUGCAAGGGAUCCAGACCGACAGUGAUAGUAACACUCUCAUGGGCGGGAUGUCGAAGUCGGGAAGCAGCGAUAGUACGGGGGCCAUGGUCUCAGCUCGUAGCAGUGCAGCACCCGGCCAGGAUGCGGCUUUGGACGCCGAUAACAUAUUUGACGAACUCAAGACAACGCGUUGCACCAGCUGGCAGUACGAGCUAAGGCAAAUGGAGAAGGUGAAUCGCAUGUUGGCCGAAGAGCUGGCGCAGCUUUUGUCUAACAAGAAAAAACGGAAACGAAGAAAGGGAGGAGGUAACAUGGUGAGGGACUGUGCAAAUUGCCAUACGAGGAACACGCCCGAAUGGCGGCGUGGGCCAAGCGGGAAUCGAGAUCUAUGCAACAGUUGUGGGUUGAGAUGGGCAAAGCAGACUGGGCGCGUAUCGCCGCGCACCUCAUCCCGAGGUGGGAAUGGUGAUUCGAUGAGCAAGAAGAGCAAUUCACCUAGUCACUCGUCGCCCCUUCAUCGAGAAGUCGGCAACGAUUCACCGUCUACUACCACCGCUACCAAGAACUCACCCUCUCUUCGAGGAAGUAGCACCACUGCACCCGGUACGAUCACAACGGACAGCGGACCAGCAGUCGCAUCGAGCGCUAGCGGAACUGGUAGUACGACUAUAGCUACUUCAGCCAAUUCUGCUGCAUCAACCGUCAACGCCCUGGGCCCUCCUGCGACAGGUCCCAGUGGCGGCUCACCGGCUCAACAUCUUCCGCCUCACCUCCAGGGAACACACCUUAACGCCCAGGCCAUGCAGCGUGUACAGCAGCACAAGCAGCAUCAGCAGCAUCAACAGCAGCAUCAACAGCAUCAACAGCUUCAGCAGCAUCAGUUCAACCCUCCACAAAGCCAGCCACUCCUGGAAGGCGGAAGCGGUUUCCGUGGAAGCGGAAUGGAGAUGACCUCAAUUAGAGAAGAGAUGGGCGAACAUCAACAGGGCUUAAGUGUAUAG
Messenger RNA from Neurospora hispaniola, 3417 nucleotides. RefSeq names its product white collar 1 protein. The coding region runs from base 1 to 3417 and encodes 1138 amino acids. NCBI's taxonomy places the organism in Eukaryota, Fungi, Ascomycota, Sordariomycetes, Sordariales, Sordariaceae. Gene Ontology annotation, biological process: regulation of DNA-templated transcription. The transcript is spliced from 2 exons. Gene Ontology annotation, molecular function: sequence-specific DNA binding; zinc ion binding; protein binding. The record is from RefSeq and is a predicted model, not a curated record. Gene Ontology annotation, cellular component: nucleus.